AUGCCCCUCUCCCUGAAAGAGGCGGCUGGCGGCGCGUGCGCCGGCCCCUCCGGCCCCGCCUCGUCCGUCUACCUCGUCGGCGUCGGCCCGGGCGACGUCGAGCUGCUCACCGUCAAGGCCCUCCGGCUGAUGCGCGACGCCGACCUCGUGCUUUACGACCGGCUCAUCUCGCCCGAGGUGCUGUCGAUGGUGGGUCCGCAGGCGGCGAUGCUGUAUGUGGGCAAGGAGGCGGGGCUGCACACGCGGCCGCAGGAGGAGAUCCACCGCCUCCUCCACCUCUACGCCCACGCCGGCAAGUCUGUCGUCCGGCUCAAGGGGGGCGACCCGACCGUGUUUGGGCGGGGCGGCGAGGAGCUAGAGUACCUGGAGGCGCGCGGCGUGCCGGUGCAGAUCGUCCCCGGCAUCACCGCCGCCUCGGGCAUCGCCGCCGCCCUCCGCGUCCCCCUCACCCACCGCGACUACGCCGACUCGGUCCGCUUUGUGACCGGGCACGCGCGGUCGGAGAACUCCGCGCCCGUGGCGGAGCGGUAUCGGUGGGAGGUCCUCUCCGACCCCUCGCAGACGCUCGUCGUCUACAUGGGCCUCUCGACCCUGCCGCAGUUUGCAGACGGCCUGCUGCAGGCCGGCCUCGACGCGUCCACGCCGGCGGUCGCAGUGCAGGACGGCACGACGGCGACGCAGCGCGUGGUCGCGGCGCCGCUCGGCGGACUCGCGACCGCCGUCGAGGAGGCGAGCCUCGCCUCUCCCACCCUCGUCGUCAUCGGGCGCGUCGAGGCUCGCGCGCUGCUCGACUCGCUCAAGGCAGGGGGGCGGCUGCGGUGA
This is a messenger RNA of Emiliania huxleyi CCMP1516, 822 nucleotides long. It is a transcript of the gene UPMT1, whose product is annotated as uroporphyrin-III C-methyltransferase. NCBI's taxonomy places the organism in Eukaryota, Haptophyta, Isochrysidales, Noelaerhabdaceae. Bases 1 to 822 code for a protein of 273 amino acids. The record is from RefSeq and is a predicted model, not a curated record. Gene Ontology annotation, biological process: siroheme biosynthetic process. Gene Ontology annotation, molecular function: uroporphyrin-III C-methyltransferase activity. The transcript has 4 exons.